Messenger RNA from Myxocyprinus asiaticus (Chinese sucker), 5114 nucleotides. RefSeq names its product histone deacetylase 7-like. The record is from RefSeq and is a predicted model, not a curated record. Lineage: Eukaryota; Metazoa; Chordata; Actinopteri; Cypriniformes; Catostomidae. The transcript has 22 exons. Gene Ontology annotation, biological process: negative regulation of transcription by RNA polymerase II; chromatin organization. Bases 647 to 3052 code for a protein of 801 amino acids. Gene Ontology annotation, cellular component: histone deacetylase complex. Gene Ontology annotation, molecular function: histone deacetylase activity.
GGUAAUGAUGCACCAGACAUAGCUAAUGUAUGCCCUGCCUUCCUUAUCUUUCUAACUCACAUGCUUCUUUUUACGUGACUCUGGCAGCAAACCAUGCCAUAUCGUGGCUUAUUGCAAACAUUAAGAUAUGUAAAAUUUUGAAUGCACAACUAAGAGGGAUUCAAACACCUGUUGAUGUAUUGAGAUGAGAGGAAGCACAAUGUAGCCUAGUUAGAUGUAACUUGACAAAAUCACAUCUUUGGAGGACUGACAGUUUGCAUUAGGACGUUAGUGCUAUUCACCUUACGUGCCAGAAAAACUAGCAUGCAGCAAUCUUGAAAAUGUUGUCUCUGAAACUCCGUUCUAGUGGUUCUAUAUAGAUAUCUAUGAUGUUUAUGUCAAAGUGUAAUUAGCUAGCGAAGUGGAUUUACAGGUUAUAGAGUUGUCAAAAUUUAUCAUGAGUAUUUUAAAGUGUUCAGGGGAUGUCAUAACAACUGGCAGCAGAGUGGGGAGAUUCAUACAUUUAUCCACAAGAUCCUACCUUCAAGCUGUGUAUGAACUGAUGUGCCUCUUUGCUCAUGAAAGAUAAAGUCAUUAAAAAUAUCUCUGUACAACACCUCUAGCUGGUCAUCUUUUCGUGUCAUUCACCCAUCGUGUUAUUGUUAAGAUGUCUCAACUGCAGCACAGGAGGCAGGAGAGAGGGAGGGAGACCGAACAACAGAGAAAACAGUCACCGAACCAGCUUUUGAUUAAAAAGAAGAGUGAACAAAGUGCCGUUGCCAGUCCCUGGGUGAAACAAAAGCUACAGCAGCAUAUUUUGAGUAGGCUGGACCAAGCUGCAACUACUCCUGGCAGUUACCUCAGGAAGCCAAGUCAGGAUCCACACCAUUUCCAGUGUGUAUCCCACUAUUUUGGGGAGGACAAUCCAUUACGAAGAACAGUCUCAGAGCCAAUUCUGAAGGUGCGGCCAAAGAGAAGUGUAUUGGGCAGACAGAACCCACUGCUGCGUAAAACAAGUGCACCCCCUUCUGUCCGAGCAUCUGAUGCUAUGGGUGCCUCUCCCAGCACUGUUUCAGUAUCCAUGGGGAGUUCAACACCAGACAAACUAUUGAAAAUCCUUCUAGAUCAACAGACCUAUGGUGCACCAAUUUCAAAGGAGUUGGUGAGCAACAAUAUAAAACAGGCGGAAUCUCAUCUGCACAUUGGCGCCCAGAACCCCAUCCUUUUGCCUGUCAUGCCACAAGGUUGGGUUGCCUUUCCUCAUUUACAGCCACUUCAUCCCCAUGUUCUUACAGUGCAUCCAUAUGUUCUUACAGUUCCUGAGCCAUGUGCAGUGUUGUCCCAUAGGGUUUUGGCCAAAACCCAGUCAGCACCAUCUUUCAUCCAGCACAACACAAAAAUUCACAGACAGAGUCUUACAUUUACACUCCCCGCAUACCAGCAGUCCAACUCCUGGCCACAGGAGAGAAUCCAGCAACACACUCUUCCAAAAAAGGUGCUUGUUCGCAGAGUGUGUUCCAUGUCUCCUGAAGAGUUGCAUGAAAAGAAGAGCGUUGAGGAAGAGAACGCAAAAGAGGGCGGACACAGUCUGUUUGAAUCACCAUUUCAUAACAAUUGCAGUAAUCCACUGGAAGCACAGAGCCUCGGAGAACGUUACCAUCAGCCAAACAGAAUGUCUCACCGGAACCUUAUGCAUGCUCAUUCCUCUCCAGGCUAUUACACUUAUAACAGAACUCUGCCCUCAUGCUUAACCUCACCUCUGUCCUGCCAGAGUAUCAGGAACAUACCACACCACACCACAGGCUUGGUGUAUGACUCUCAGAUGCUGAAACAUGAGUGUGACUGUGGAGAAAACAGCAAUCACCCUGAGCAUGCUGGCAGAAUUAAGAGUAUCUGGUCAAGAUUGCAGGAGUGUGGACUCAGGAAUCAGUGUGAGAGGGUUAAGGGCAGGUUGGCCAGUUUAAAGGAACUACAGUCCAUCCAUUCUGAGAAACAUGUUAUUCUCUUCACUGAGCUCUCAGAAACAGAUUUGCCCAACCACAUGGAGGUGUUUCAGACACAGCCAUGUGGAGGAAAGGGGAGGGAUCUUGAUAUGGUAUGGAAUGGCACCUCCAGCAUAGCGGCACUUAAGAUGGCAGUUGGUAGUGUGAUUGAACUGGCCCUGCAUGUGGCUAAGGGAGAAUUAAGGAAUGGGUUUGCUGUGGUCAGGCCUCCAGGACAUCAUGCAUCACACUCUCAGACACAUGGCUUCAGUAUCUUUAACUCUGUGGCCAUUGCUGCUAAACAGCUUCAGGACAGAUUGAACGUUAAAAGGAUCCUUAUAGUGGAUUGGGAUGUUCAUCAUGGUAGUGGAACUGAGAAGAUUUUCUACACUGAUCCUAGUGUUCUCUAUAUAUCUCUGCAUCGCUAUGAUAAUGGCUCUUUCUUCCCUGGUACUGGAGGACCUAUCAUGGUAGGAUCUGAUGAAGGUAAAGGCUAUAAUGUAAAUGUGGCCUGGUCAGGAGGGCUGAAUCCUCCAAUGGGAGAUGCAGAAUACCUAGCUGCAUUCAGAACGGUAGUUAUGCCAAUUGCUCAUGAGUUUUCUCCUGACAUGGUCCUGGUUUCAGCUGGUUUUGAUGCUGCUGAGGGUCACCCAGCUGCUCUGGGUGGAUACAAUGUCUCAGCUAAAUGUUUUGGACUCCUGACCCGGAAGUUAAUGGAGUUGGCUGAAGGUCGUGUAGUGCUGGUGUUAGAGGGAGGUUAUGACCUCUCGUCUCUCUGUGAUGCAUCCCAGGCCUGUGUCAAUGCUCUCGUGGGAUAUGAGCCUGAACCUUUAGCUGAAGAAGAAUUACUGAGGAGACCCUGUGAUAACGCAGUUGACUCUUUGGAGACAGUACUGCGUGUACAGAGUCAAUACUGGAGUUCAGUGAGGGCUAUGCUAGACACCGUGUCUCUGCCAUAUGUAAAAGCGGAGAAGAGAUACUCGGUGGGCAGUGAUGCUGCUUCAGCCCUGGAUGGCCUCACUAUGACUGUUUCAAGCAGAAGCCGUUUCCCAAAUGAGCCAAUGGAGCAUGAUGAAGAUGAUUUUAUGUAGGAGCCAGUUACUGUUUCUCCUAAUUUUAUGCUGGAAGAUUUCAUAUUAAUUUCCAAGCAGAGGAUGGACACCCAGUGCCAUAGAGACCUGAAGUUAGUAUGCCUGUGUUGUGUGAAUGCCUUGUUGUGUAAGACAGGAGACAAUCCAUAACAACUGUUGCCAAAUAAGUAGUGAUAAGACCCUCUCUGAGCAACAAGAGAGCUUCAAUGCCGUAUCACAUGUAAUCAAAUCUACCGAGUCAUUAUGUUAGUCAUUUUAGCUCAACGGAGAGUUUUACAUUGUGGUUAAAAUGUUUUAUUGUCAAAUUUUUUUGUUGUUGUUGUUGUUUUUUUAAUCAAAACGUGUUCUGAACCUGCUAUUGUUAAAAUGCUGAUGGCUUUUUCUUGAAUUAAUAUUUAAGGAUGCUAUCCUUCAAUGUAAUUUAUCAGUCAUUUAGUCGCGAAGUACUUUGUGCUCUGCUGUGUCAAUUUGAAAGGCCACGAAAGCCUUGACUUACAGUAUCGGUCAAAAGAUUGUAUAUAUUGUAUAUUGUCAUCUUUUUCUUGAAGACCAUUUGCCCUUUAGUUGUGUCCAUGUACACAUUUCUUUACUUUUUUAAAGUAUUUUUUAAAUGUAUGCAUUCAACAGUUAAAAAGUGGUCACCAUAAAUGGGAACUGUUAUUUAAUAGUUUUGAUAACAGUACUAAUAUUCUAAAAUGUGGAAAAUAGUCAAGAAUAAAGAAUGAGUAGGAGGGUCCAUACUUUUUGGUACCUUAUCUUAUGUCACUCUCAUAAAAAGGGUUCUAAUUUUCUGAUGUUAAUGUUAAUUGUUGUGCUACAAUUACAGUUUAAAGCAUUUUUUUGUGUGAAAUGCAACAGAAGGGAUAUUUCGCCCCCAAAACUGAAAAUUCCCUCAUCAUUUACUCGCCCUCAUGCCAUCCCAGAUGUGUAUGACUUUCUUCUGCAAAACACAAAAUAUUUAAAAAAAAAAGAAUUCUCAGCUCUGUAGGUCCACACAAUGCAAGUGAAUGGUGGCCAGAACUUUGAAGCUCCAAAAAAGUACAUAAAGGCAGCACAAACUUAAUCCAUGAUACGACUCCAAUGGUUAAAUCCAUAUCUUCAGAAAUGAUAUGAUAAGUGUGGGUGAAAAAAAUAUAAAUAUUUAUCAAUCUUUUUUUUUUUACUCCCAAUUUGGAAUGCCCAAUUCCCAGUGCACUAUAAGUCCUCAUGGUGGCUUAGUGACUCACCUCAAUCCGGAUGGCAGAGGACAAAUCUCAGUUGUCUCCGUGUCUGAGACAGUCAAUCCACGCAUCUUAUCAAGUGGUUUGUUGAGCGCGUUACCGCGGAGAGAUAGCACGUGUGGAGGCUUUAUGCUAUUUUCCACGGCAUCCACACACAACACCACGUGCCCCACCGAGAGCAAGAACCACAUUAUAGUGACCACAAGGAGGUUACCCCAUGUGACUCUACCCUCCCUAGCAACCGGGCCAAAUUGGUUGCUUAGGAGACCUGGCUGGAGUCACUCACAACGCCCUGGAUUCGAACUCGCUGAGCUACCCAGGCCCCCCAACUUUCACAUUAUUUUGUUUUUACCAAUUUACAUUCUUCGUGCAUAUCACCACCUACUGGACAGAGAGAAGAAUUUAUAGUAAAAAAGGAUUUAAAUAUUGAUCUUUUUUUUCACCCACACUUACAUCACUUCAGAAGAUAUGGAUUAAACCACUGGAGUUGUAUGGAUUGCUUUUAUGCUGCCUUUAUGUCCUUUUGAAGCUUCAAAGUUCAGCCCACCACUCAACUGCAUUGAAUGGACCAACACAGCUGAAAUAUUCUUCCUAAAUUCUUUGUUAGUGCUCAGCAGAAGAAAGUCACACAUCUGGGAUAGCAUGAGGGUGAGAAAAUAAUGAAGGAAUUUUCAUUUCUGGGUGAACUAACCCUUUAACAUAUAACAAAUUCCUCUGGUUUGUUACAUUCCAAUUUUAGUAAUGUAUAUCAUUCAAACUUUUUACAAUGUUUUACACUGUCAGCUCAUUUUACUGUUCUCAGGAUUAAAAUAAAGCCAUAUUGUUACUUUUUCCAAACGUUA